Plectropomus leopardus (leopard coralgrouper) is the source of this 674-nucleotide messenger RNA. The record is from RefSeq and is a predicted model, not a curated record. Lineage: Eukaryota; Metazoa; Chordata; Actinopteri; Perciformes; Serranidae.
GAAGCACGUGUUGUGUGGGUGGAGAAAUGGAACUAUGAUGUCAUGUUGAGAUUUGUAAAGGUUUGGGAACCAUUAUUGUCUGACCUCCUCACAGUGCAAGCCGAGGUCAUCCCGGCCAUCCUUGAGAGUGCGCAUCAGGGGCUGCUGAUUGGACGCGGCGGCUACAAGCCCAGAGAUAUUUGUGUGUCUGCACCGACAGGCAGCGGCAAGACUCUGGCAUUUGUCAUACCUGUCAUACAGGUGCUGAUGGGGCGGAUGGUGUGUGAAGUGCGGGCUCUGACCGUGUUGCCGACCAAAGAGCUCGCCCAGCAGGUCUGCAAAGUGUUCACAGCGUAUGCUGAGGGGACCGCUCUCAAAGUGGUGAUGCUGGCUGGUCAGAAGUCUUUCGCUGCAGAGCAGGCGUCACUGUCAGAACACAGAGGGGGCAUGAGGCGCAGCUUAGCAGACAUCGUUGUGGCCACUCCGGGUCGACUGGUCGAUCACAUCAACAAGAAUCCAGGUUUCAGUCUGGAACACCUCCGGUUUCUUAUUAUCGACGAGGCUGACCGGAUGAUUGACAGCAUGCACCAGUCAUGGCUCAGUCAAGUGGUGAAGGCGGUGUACAGAUCAGGAAGUGGACCAGAGACCAUGUCCAUCUUCAGGAGGACGGAGCCGACACACGUCACAGCAGCCAG